Molecule: messenger RNA, 1624 nt
Organism: Teleopsis dalmanni
Lineage: Eukaryota; Metazoa; Arthropoda; Insecta; Diptera; Diopsidae
Product: DNA methyltransferase 1-associated protein 1-like
Exons: 7
Coding region: 187-1551 (454 amino acids)
Biological process (GO): negative regulation of transcription by RNA polymerase II; DNA repair; chromatin remodeling
Cellular component (GO): NuA4 histone acetyltransferase complex; Swr1 complex; nucleus
Molecular function (GO): transcription corepressor activity
Source: RefSeq, a predicted model, not a curated record
AGUGUUGAUUAAAAGCUGCGGGAUAUAGAAUCCAGCUGUCAAGCACCUAACAUUUAUUCUGACGUUUCGACCUUUUUUUGUUUGUAGCUGCAAUUUCGCUUUGAAUAUUUAUAAUUAAAGUUUUAAUAUAAUUACUCUGAAAAUAUAAAUUAAUUUUACAUUUUGGUUGUGAAGUAUUUAUUCAACAUGUCUGCAGAUGUACGUGAUAUUUUGGAUAUUGAAAGAGCAAACACACCAGAACUAACUAGAGAAACAUUUUUGGCCACCAAGAAAAGAAACUUCGAAAGAGUCAAAAAUGCAUCCAAACGUCCUGAGGGUAUGCAUCGUGAAGUUUUUGCUUUACUGUAUAAUGACAACAAGGAUGGACCACCCCUACUGCCCGACAACACAGUUUGUGUUGACAACAGUUAUAAGCAAGCUAAAGCACGUCUUGGUAUGCGAAAAGUGCGUAAAUGGGAAUGGGCACCUUUUACAAAUCCUGCGCGUACGGACAAUGCAAUAUUUCAUCAUUGGAAACGUGUCGGUGAAAAGGAAAAAGAAUAUGUUUUUGCUAAAUUUAACAAACAUUUGGAGAUUCCAAGCUAUACAAUGACAGACUAUAAUGCGCAUUUGCGUACGAAUACACAAAAUUGGAAUAAAGCGCAAACCGAUCAUUUAUUCGAUUUAGCUAAGCAGUUUGAUUUACGAUUUAUUGUAAUGGCUGAUCGUUGGGACCGCGAACAACAUGGUACGAAAACUGUUGAAGACUUAAAAGAACGGUAUUAUGAGGUUGUAGGGUUAUUGACUAAAGCAAGAGGCCAACCAAGUGACAAGAAAACGUAUGUUUAUGAUGGAGAUCAUGAGCGUCGGCGUAAAGAUCAACUAAAAAAACUUUUUGAUCGUACAUUAAUGCAAGUUGAGGAAGAGCAGAUGCUACUGAAUGAACUGAAGAAAAUUGAAGCUCGUAAAAAAGAACGCGAACGCAAAACACAAGACUUGCAAAAACUCAUUUCUCAAGCUGAUCAAGUACGUACAAAUAUGUGGCAAAUAGUAAAUAUUAAUCACUUAAGUGACGCAGCUAGCAAUACACCAAGCACACGUAAAUACGAAAAGAAGUUGCACAAAAAGAAACUUCACCACCAACCGCGUCCAUCAAAAGUUGAUUCUGUUGUAAAUGCCAUAGAAGUUGGUACCAGCGGUAUUAAAUUUGCAGAUCUGCGUGGGUCUGGAGUAUCAUUACGUUCCCAAAAGAUGAAGUUGCCCGCAAAUAUAGGUCAGCGAAAAGUUAAAGCAUUAGAACAAUGUAUGCAGGAAUUUAAAGUUGAUCCAGCUCCACCACCUACAGAAGAUAUUUGCAAUUCUUUCAAUGAAAUGCGCUCAGAUAUGGUGUUACUUGGUGAAUUGCGUACAGCUCUAAAUACUUGCAUUUAUGAGAUUGAAAGUCUCAAGCAUCAAUAUGAGGCAGCAUGUCCAGGAAAGAGUUUAAGCAUUCCACCAACUUUAAAACCACCAGUAACUGUAACUCCAGAAACUGCGGAAGCUAAUAAUUCAACCACAACGACAACUACCUAAAAGAAAAUACAAAUACCUAAAUUGAUACAUAAAUCAAUUUUCAAAUUAAUUAUUUAAUAUAAAAAUAACGGAA